Messenger RNA from Papilio xuthus (Asian swallowtail), 1884 nucleotides. Its product is annotated as acetylcholinesterase-like. The record is from RefSeq and is a predicted model, not a curated record. The transcript has 3 exons. Bases 31 to 1644 code for a protein of 537 amino acids. Lineage: Eukaryota; Metazoa; Arthropoda; Insecta; Lepidoptera; Papilionidae.
CAAUGAUCUGGGGCUAGUAUUGUAGACAUCAUGAAGGUCGUUGUGGUGAAUUUGGUGCUACUGGUCACUGUAUGGGCAUUACCUAGGAUAGAUCCUUUAGUUGAGACUAAACUAGGACUGAUUAGAGGUUUGCAGGCAACUGAUGGUGAUUAUUCCAUGUUUUUAGGCAUACCUUUUGCAAAAGUUAAUGCUAGUAAUCCAUUUGGGCCAUCACUACCAUACCCCGAAUUCGAGGACGUGUUCGAAGCUAACGAUGACACAGCAAUUUGUCCUCAAAGAGAAGAAUUUGACAAUCAAAUAGUUGGUACGCUAGAUUGCUUACAUCUCAACGUUUACGUACCUAACAAAGCUACAUCUAGAAACAAACUACCCGUAUUGGUAUGGAUAUAUGGGGGUGGUUUUUCAAUUGGAUUCGCAGGUCGUUUUGUACAUGGCCCCAAAUAUUUAGUCAAACAAGAUAUAAUACUAGUUACAUUAAACUAUAGAUUGGGUCCAUACGGUUUCAUGUGUUUGGAUACACCUGAAGUACCAGGAAAUCAAGGAUUGAAAGACCAAUUAAGCGCUUUACGCUGGAUAAAAGAACACAUAGAUUCAUUUGGAGGUGAUGCUAAUAAAAUUACAAUAUUCGGUGAAAGCGCUGGAGGAGUAUCAGUUGACUACCAUCUUAUAUCGGAACAGGAGAAACUAUUCAACCAAGUUAUAUUACAAAGUGGGACAGCUCAAUGUCCAUGGGCUGUUAUGGAUUCUGAUAGAAAUACACCUACAGCAUUAGCUAAACGUCUAGGUCUAGACACAGAUGAUGUGAACGAUGCUUUGAAAUUCUUAUCAACUGUUGAACCUGAUCUAGUAAUUGCAGCAUCAUUGGAGAUACCAAAUAGAUUUAUGCCUUGCAUUGAAAAAGACUUUGAUGGUGUUGAGAAGUUUAUUGCUAAUCAUCCUGUAAAUAGCGCGAUACCAAAAGCUAAAGAUAUUUUAAUCCUAUCUGGCUAUAAUAACCAAGAAAUGCUUGUACCUUAUGUUAAUAGACCUAUCUCUACUUUAAGUUUGAACAUGUUCAAAAACAAUUUAGCGAUUAUGUUCGAUUUAAGUAAUGAUGAAGAUUUGGAGACAAUAAUGCGACAAUUCUAUGUUGGUGAUGAAGAAGUUAGUGAUAAAAUAAGAUGGGAUCUUAUGAAUUUCGAAGCUGAUUACACCUUUGGUCAUCCAGUGCAUAGAAGUUUGUCUAAAUAUUUAGACAACGGUGGCAAAGUCUACCAUUAUAUCUUCUCAUAUUCCGGUGACAGGAACUUUGUCAAGUACAGAAAUAACAUAACUAUAGGUGGGGCAUCUCAUGCUGAUGAAAUAAGCUAUUUAUUCGAUGUAUCAAUUUUCAAAGAAUCCCCAACAAAAGAAGAUCAACUUGUUAUCGACAGGAUGACAACUUUGUGGGCUAAUUUCGCUAAAUAUGGUGACCCAACACCGGAGACAACAGACCUUUUACCAAUUAAAUGGGACCCAAUCACUAAAGAUAGUCUUCCUUAUUUGAAUAUAGACAAUGAGCUAACGCUCGGCAGUCGACCAUUCCAUAAACGGACGACUUUCUUGGACUUAUUUUAUAAAACUAAUGAACAUUUAUUGAAAGCUAAUCAAAGGCAAAACAAAUAAAGAUAAAAUAUUUGAUUUAUAACUGCAUGAUAAUAAUGACCAAUCGUUGGUUUCUGGGACCAAAUUCUUUGUAUUGUUAGGAUCACUAGCCUGAUAAUAAUGUCAACGUUUGUGUCCCCACAUUAAUCUGACACUUGACUUUAUAACGAAUGAGCGCCAUUCACCAAAGGAUUCUAAAUAAUAUUGUUAUGUCUGUUUUAUCAAAGAUAAUGAGAGGGAUGAAGAUAUGAUACACAUUGG